CGAAACGGCAGGGUCUAGAUGUUCGGUUCAGAGACGCUGCAGAGGAAGUAGACGGUAUGAAGUUUAAACAGCGUUAUGCUUACAAUACUUUGCCAUUAUUUAAUGUCAACGUAGCGCUAGCGAAAAUCGAUUGAAAGUAUCUGAACUGCUGCCAAUUUCUACAUCAAUUUAUUUGGACACCGAGGAUGUUAUCUCUGGCUAGCUAACGCCUAUCGUUUUUAUUAAACAGCCACAAACGAAUCAAACAACGCCUGUUCAGUCUAUUCAAUUUCAGCGGCACAAUGAGUCUGAACGAGCAUUCAUUGCAAGCACUGUCUUGGAGGAAGCUUUACUUGAGUCGAGCAAAACUGAAGGCUUCCAGUCGAACGUCUGCUCUACUAUCUGGGUUCGCUAUGGUAGCAAUGGUGGAGGUUCAGUUGGACACAACCUAUCCUUACCCACCUGGUCUCCUCAUUGCCUUCAGUGCCUGCACCACUGUGUUGGUGGCUGUUCACCUUUUUGCCCUGAUGGUUAGUACCUGCAUCCUGCCUAACAUUGAGGCAGUCAGCAACGUUCACAACCUCAACUCCGUGAAGGAGUCUCCACAUGAGAGAAUGCACCACCACAUCGAGCUGGCCUGGGCCUUCUCUACAGUCAUUGGCACCCUGCUCUUCCUGGCUGAGGUUGUACUCCUCUGCUGGGUCAAAUUUCUACCCAUUAGGCCUAAGAACCACAAUCCCAACAAUGGGACCAUAUCUGCAGGUGUGGCUGCUGCCAUCACCUCCACCUCCAUCAUGGUGCCUUUUGGCCUGAUAUUUAUAGUAUUUGCUGUACAUUUCUACCGUUCCCUUGUCAGCCACAAGACAGACAGACAGUUCCAGGAGCUGGAGGAGCUAUCCAACCUGACCAGGCUGCAGAAUGAGCUGGACGGCAGAGGGGAGUCCCUCAUGCAAUCCCCCAGCUCUCAAUUCCCUUAAAGACUGACCACUCUGACAAGAUAGAUAUCUCUACCACGACAAUACUUUUGCCAUUAGUUUGACAUUUCUAUUAAAAACACUGCAUCAUUUCUAUGAAAGUGUUGUGCUAUUCACUGUUUGAAAUGUUCACAUUUCUAGAUUUUUUUACUUACAUAUAACUGUAAAACUAUGCCACUUAACGCAUGUACACAAUUUCAACGGGAAAAAAAACACUGUCUUAACUGACACUUGGAGGAGCAUUGUAUUGUGGACAGUUUUUUAAAAUUCCAUUUACUUUGCAGGUAAUAAUGCAUGGGGCUGAAGAGGGCUCUCAUUAACAAUCUAUUGUGACAAGGUGGCUUGCUUUAUUGUUAUGAGCACCACUGAAGGUCUUAUGGUGUUUAAGACAACUCUGAACCUCGCAAGUUAAAAUUUGCUUAGAGCUUCCUGGGAAACCCAUUUCUCAUCUUUCUACAACGAGUUUCCAAGCAGGAAAUGUAAGUUCCGAGUUGUCUUGAAUGUGGCAUUACUUCUGUAAGAGGUGAAUAUGUUCCGUAUUCAACAUAAUGUUCUGAUUUUUACUUUUUAGAGUUAAUGUUUGAUAUUAAAUGUAAUCGGCCUGCAUAAGUUAUUUGUAGUCCAAAUGUUACUGCAUAAACUCACAACAGUUUACUUCUAUGUAAACUAUUUGUUAUUGAAUUAAACAAUUUGUACCAUGGUUGUCUGAACAAUGUUUUUGUGACAAAGCUAUUUUCACUGCUGCUUAAACAGUGAAUACAGAAAUGAACUGCACAUAUUGUAUCAACACAAUUUGCUUUGUAAAAGGUGUUAUGUUGCUUUAAUUUCCUGUCAAAAGUGCACCCUCUGACUUGUUUGCACACUAAGUUGGUAGGUCUUGGUAAAUAUAGAACAUCCUUAAACCAUGUAACCAUUUGCUUUUUGUUUUGCUUCUAGGAUACAUUUUUUAAUACCUCAAAUUGCCAUUGGGGAAUGAUAGACAGAUGGUGCUGUGACCUCAUUACAAGUCUGAUCAUGUUCAGUUGUCCUGUUUCAGAGAAGUAAAGUUACUAAGAUCUUA
Salvelinus fontinalis (brook trout) is the source of this 2013-nucleotide messenger RNA. RefSeq names its product calcium release-activated calcium channel protein 1-like. Gene Ontology annotation, biological process: store-operated calcium entry. Lineage: Eukaryota; Metazoa; Chordata; Actinopteri; Salmoniformes; Salmonidae. The record is from RefSeq and is a predicted model, not a curated record. The coding region runs from base 282 to 956 and encodes 224 amino acids. Gene Ontology annotation, cellular component: membrane. The transcript is spliced from 2 exons. Gene Ontology annotation, molecular function: store-operated calcium channel activity.